Molecule: messenger RNA, 9092 nt
Organism: Argiope bruennichi
Lineage: Eukaryota; Metazoa; Arthropoda; Arachnida; Araneae; Araneidae
Product: AT-rich interactive domain-containing protein 1A-like
Exons: 18
Coding region: 892-6678 (1928 amino acids)
Biological process (GO): positive regulation of DNA-templated transcription; chromatin remodeling; regulation of transcription by RNA polymerase II
Cellular component (GO): nucleoplasm; nBAF complex; brahma complex
Molecular function (GO): DNA binding; nucleosome binding
Source: RefSeq, a predicted model, not a curated record
AUAAACAUGGAGUCGUCACUUAGUUUAGGCUGGUGAUGAUUCCGUGUUCUUACUGAUCCUUUGAUCAAACUGUGCCAGCUUUCGACGCAGUAUUCCUGUAUAAUUUUGUGUGAUCUAAAAGAAAGUUUGUUCCAAAUAUACAGAGAAUUUCCGAAAACACUUUUUGUCAUCCAGUGUUCUGUAAGAAAGCUUAAUGAAUGGACUCUGAAUUCAUCCUGUAAGCUCCAUCACGGUCGUUGAAACUCCUUGCUUUGCUGGGUGUAACCUGGCAUUGAGAAAGGCCGUAAUCUUGUGAGCAUUGUGGAACAGAACAUCUAGAUCAGGUCUUGGCCUCUACAUCCUGGUAUAAGAAGUGGGCUGCACGGCAGUUAAUUAAUUGCAGAUUGCUGAUUCUGAAGAUCAGAAAGAAGGAAAGAUCGAGUAUAACGGUGUUGCAGUUUACUUUUGUAGAAGACGCAUGUGUAUCCCAUACUGGUAUGAUGAAUGAAAAUUUUGUUUUUUCUCCAUCGAUGUGCAUUGUGUGCUUAUCAAUGCGUGGAUAUCAUUCCUUUGCCAUCUAUGUGCGUGGACUUGAAUAAACGAGGGUUGGAUGCUACCUGCCUUCACAUUUUCUACUUAAUACCCUGCGGACGUGCUUCAGCUUAUUUCCCACGGUAAUAAGAAAUGACCUGAUUAGUUGAAUAGUGUGAACUACUUCAACGACAUCUCUGAAGACAUUUGAAAAGAUCUUUAAUAGAACUGUUCUUUAAAUAAAUAAAUAAAUAAGGAGAAGAUUACUGUCAAAACUUCUCUGGGCAAUCAAGAAGUGUCUACAAUAUAUACGAAGGCUAGCAAUUUGCUUAAACAAGAACUAAGCAGUUUUCUGAGUUCACAACUUUUUGAAAAUUUAUAAUGAUGGAAAGUCCGAAUCAAUCUGCCACUCAUCAGGCGCAGCUAAAUGCGCAAAGAUAUGGUCACCAACUACAGCCUGGUAUGUGGGGUGGCAACAAAGUUUGUGCGAAUACCAAUGGGCAAAAUGCUAAUAUGGAUCCUUAUUCUCAGCAAAUGAAUCAUUAUUAUCAAGCCCAGUACCAAUCACAAUCAAAUGAUAUCAACAGAUAUGUUUCACCUGUUUCAAAGGAUCAAAAUUCAAACUCUUAUUCUCAGUAUCCAAUGACAAGGCAGACAAACUAUUCCUGCACAGUUCCAACUCAAAAUUAUCAAGUCUCUGUUAAAACAAGUUGCAGUAGUAAUAUGUAUUAUCCUAAUGUUAAUGCAUCCAAAGCCUACCCAUCUAACAAUAUUCAUUCUUCAAAAAAGUAUGUUAAUUCAAAUCUUGGGCUUCCUCAAGCCCAUCCAACUGUACCUCAGAGUCCUCAGGUUGCUCGUAAUACUGGGACUCCAAUGCCACAGAUGCCUCACUAUGGAGACCAUAGUAAUUACCCUAUGCAAAACAUGUAUGUUACCAACUAUAAUGUGCAUAAUAAUGCAGAAAAUGAACAGUCUUACAUGCUUCAACAGACAUUAUCCUCACAGUCAUCAGCAUUACCUACACAAGAAACUUUGAUUCCUUCUAUUUCAAUGGUACCAACAAAUCAGGUAUCUCAGGUGUCUUCGAUUCCCACUCCCCCAGAAACAUCAUCAUUACCAGGAGAUGGCUUAUCUGUUAUUGAUAAUACUUCUCCAGAUGGCUCUGCUGAUAGUAUGAAAAUGAAUAUUUCAAACUCUUUUGUUUUGCCAGGAUCAGUUAUUAGCCAUGUACCAAAUAAUAUGCCAUCAUCUGCAUCAUCAAUAACAAAUCCAAAUGUAAUGUCUAAUCGUAAUGCUGGCAAUUCUCUUCAACCUCCUGCUAACUUAGACGAAGGAAGCCAAGCUUCUAGUGCUUCUGCAUCAUCAUCUAUACCUGAUGAACAGAAUUCAAUGAAAACGAAUUCCAAACCAAAUUUUUCAUAUCCUCCGACUCCAAAUACUUUAUCCUCUCCCGGUGCUGCUUCCAUGUCAUCCUUCCAUGAUGAUUUGGAGUGUAUUUCUAGUCCUGGCUGGCCCAAAACUCCUGCUAGUCCUGUUGCUAACAGUAACUAUGAAUUUGCAAAUAUUAAGCGUCCAGAAAAUUUGCUGAAACUUUAUACAUUAUCUGAUGAACCAGACAGGCGCUAUUUUCUUGACAAAUUAAUAGUAUUUAAUGAAGAUAGAGGAAGUCCUAUAACUCAGUGCCCUACCAUAAGUAAACAGCCUCUGGAUGUUUUUCGGGUGUACCUCACUGUAAAGGAACGUGGAGGAUUUGUUGAGGUGACAAAUGCUAAGCGCUGGAAAGAUAUUGCUGGUGCAAUAGGUGUUGGAGCCUCUUCAAGUGCUGCUUAUACGUUACGUAAGCAGUAUAUGAAGUUAUUGCUUCCUUUUGAAUGCAAAUUUGAUCGUGGUGGAAUUGAUCCUCAACCAAUUAUUAACAUGGUUGAAGCAUCAUCUAGAAAGAAAGGAAAAAAUUCUCCAGCUAAUAGUUACGGAAAUCAAACUCAUUACAGUCAGGGUUAUCCUCAACCUAUGGAAAGAUAUCAUUCAGGAUAUCCAGCAUCCUAUCAGCAUCCACGUUAUCCCUGUAAUAAUAAUGCAGUGGAUUACCAGUGUACAUCUAAUGCAAUGCAUUACCCUCAAACUGCUCCUAAUAAUGUACCUCACAAUUCUGGCUCAGGCCAGGGUCAGUACAAUCAAUAUUCUCAAACUUCAGCAUCAAAUUAUAGAUAUUACCAAGGAAAUAAUCCUACUGGAAAUGCUGGUUAUAACAACAUGCCAAAUAAUAUUAGUGAUAAUCUUUGUCGAUAUGGGAGAAGUGCAACCUCAACCCCAGUGCCUCAAGAGCAGGGAUAUUAUUCUCAUCAGUACUCUGCACCACAACAAGGUCAAAAUAUUCAAGAUAUUUAUAACUCUGGGAGAGGAUGCUCAAUGCAGGAAAACCUCACUUUGCCUGUAGCAAACCAAAUAGCAAAUGAUUUACAGCAAAUGGAGCAGCUUGCAUCAUAUUCGGCUGUUAGUAAUACAGUUGAUACAUCAUCUCUAAAAUCUGAUAUUUCUCAACUUCCCAAAUCUAGUUCUGAUAGUUUUGGAAACAUGAACAUGGAUGUCACUAUAGUUGGUUCAGUUACUGAUUCAUUGCAGGACAAAACAUGCAUGAAAACCAGUUACAGUACUUCUUGUAAAACUAUUACAUCAGAUUCAACUCCAAUUGUUACAAAAUGUUUCACACCAACGACACCUGCACCUCAGUCAUAUCAGCAAUCCAUCCCUGAGAAUAGUGCUGUAAGCAAGGCUCCAGAAACUGGAUUUUAUUCUGACACUUCCUCAUUUCCAAAUAGAAACCAGGGUUCAUAUUUGAACCAUGUACAAAACACUUAUCCAAAUCAAAAGUUGCCUUACCAAGGGGAUUACCAAAACAAAGAGCAAAUGCAGUCCAGUCAAUAUUCCAGAUAUUCUGAUGCACAGAAUGAGUCAUAUCGUGGAUCAGAAGGCCCUCCGAGUACUCAAACGGAACGGAACAGGACUGUUGCAUCUCAUGAUAGCACUGGCAGUUCAACUCCUUAUCAGUACAGCUGUACUUCUAAACCUAAUACAUAUGCAUAUGCUCCUCAGCAAGGGCACAAUAAAGAUUCAUUUAAUAAUUUACCUUAUUGCCAGCAGUACAGUAAUCGACCUCAGAGAGCAUGGUUAACUGAACAGAAUCAACAUCAAUAUCAACAUGUUGGUCAGCGGCCUCAACUCAAACCACCUGUCAAUACUUCAGAAGGAAAGCAGUUACCUGAACCUUCUAGAUCAAGAAAGUCUUGGCUUUCCUUUCAAAAUGCAUCUCAAAUUCAAAAUAAGCACCAAAAUGUUUCUGCUCCCAUUCCAACUCAAAAUCAAACUUUUUUGACAACUAAAACACAGCCACAACCGAAUGUGACACCUUCUGCUCCUCAAACUGUACAACCUGUCGUCAAAAAGCCAUUUGAGUUUCCUCCAAAUUCUGUGGAGUCGAUUAGACCUGUAGCUGUGAAACGAAGACGCUGUCCUGCUAAACGAUUAGGGCCUAUUGAUCCUUGGAGACUGAUGUUAGCUUUGAAGUCGGGGUUACUAGCUGAAAGCACCUGGGCCUUGGAUGCUAUUGCCAUUUUACUUGCAGACAACAACACAGUUGUUUAUUUUAACUUAGAUCAUUUGCCUGGACUUUUGAAUGUCCUUGUGGAUCAUUAUCGUUGUUUCCUUAACAAAAUAUUUGAUCUAGCUAAAGAUAUGGAGCUUGGAAAGGCUUCAAUCUCUGAUCAGAAGUUAUCCAUUGACCAGUUCCCUUUAGGUUCGAGUGAUAUAUUUAAUUGGGAAAGUAAAACAAAAAUAUUGGAUACUCCGAACUUUACGUAUAAAACGCGAUGCAAAAAGAAAAUAGAAAUUCAGUACGAUGAAGCUUUAUUUCUUAUUGAUCCGCAAAGAUCAUGGGAUAUUUUUGAAGAUUUCGAAGUGACUUCUGAGCAUUGGCAAAAAGGUGGAGGAGAUAUUACUUCUCAUAUCCAAACUUGUUUUGCUGAAGAAACCAAAAAGGUUAAGUUUUGCCGGGAAUUGAGUAAUGAAAAGGCAAAAGAAACCAAUGAAAAUCAUGAUAUUAAAGAUAAAUCAAAGAUGUGGAAAUCCUCUCUUUUAUACAAAGGCGAGCCAGUUGUUGUUCUGAAAAAGUGUAAAUUGGAUACAAGCAAAAUAACCACAAUAUCAUGUUCGAGAUCAGAUAUUGAUGCAGAAGAUAGUUGUUCAAUAAUUAGCAAUUCUUCGAAUAUUGACAAGAAGAUUGAUUUUUCGGAUAAGAAGAUUGAAUUUUCAGAUAAGAAGAUUGAAUUUUCGGAUAAGAAGAUUGAAUUUUCGGAUAAGAAGAUUGACGAAGAAAAAGAUUCAUCUGAGUCAGGAGAUAGCGUUAUUGAAAUUAGCGAUAGCCCUGAAGGUGUAAACUGCGAUAGCCCUGAAGGUGUAAACUGCGAUAGCCCUGAAGUUGUAAACUUCGAUAGUCCUGAAGGUGAAAACUGCGCUAGCCCUGAAGUUGAAAAUUGCGAUAGCCCAGAAGUUGAAAAUUGCGAUAGUCCUGAAGGUGAAAAUUGUGAUAGCCCUGAAGGUGAAAAUUGCUAUAGCCCUGAAGGUGAAAAUAGCGAUUACGUUGAAGUUGAAAAUAGCGAUAGUUGUGACGUUGAAAAUAGCGAUAGCGUUGAAGUUGAAAACAGUGAUAGCGUGGUUGAAGUUGAAAAUGAUGAUAGUGUUAUUGAGAUUGAAAAUGACGAUAGCAUUAUGGAAAUUGAAAAUGAAGACAGCAUUAUUGAAAUUGAAAAUAAAGUUAGUAUUAUGGAAAUUGAAAACAAAAAUAGCAUUGAAAGUGAUGAUAGCGUUAUUGAAAUUGAAAAUAAAGAUUCUUCUAAAUGUUCAUCAUCUAUUUCUGAUAGGGAUGAACAGGAAUCAAAAGCUGAACCUGAAUGUAAUAGUGAAAAAUCCGAAAUUACUGAAACAAAUGAAAAUCCUGAUGCCAAGAAGGAAAGUUGUGAUGAAGUGAAAGAAAAUAUUGAAAAUCCAGAAUCAGAUAAAGAAAAUAUUCCUAGAUUAAGAGGAUCACUUUCAUCACGUAAGCGUUUUCUUUGUGAAGAUUUAGAGGAUGAAGCCUAUUGUUUCGAUCAGCCUGCUCUGUGUGUUAUGAGCGAUUCUCAAGAAAUGUUAUCCCGUCGUUGUGUUUGUGUGUCUACUAUUUUGAGAAAUUUAUCAUUCGUUCCAGGUAAUGACAUUAUAAUGAGUAAAAAUCCAGGUGUUUUGGUUUUAUUGGGAAGACUGCUUCUUUUACAUCAUGAACAUAAGCCAGCGAAAAAUGCAUAUCAUAAAUACGAAAAAGAAUUGGAUGGAAAUAGUACUUGGAAUGAAUCAUGCAUUAGCCUGAAAAAUGAACAUGAAUGGUGGUGGAGUACUCUUAAUGUGUUACGUGAUAAUACUCUCGUUAUAUUAUCCAACAUAUCCAGUCAUUUAGACCUGUCACCAUUCCCUGAGGAAGUGAGUCUUCCUAUUUUGGAUGGUUUAUUGCACUGGGUUGUGUGCCCAUCAUCUUAUGCUCAAGAUCCCUUGCCAUCUCGUUCACCGUCCUCCGUCCUGUCGCCUCAGCGACUUUGUUUGGAAACGCUUUGCAAACUUUCUGUGCUUACAAGCAAUGUUGAUCUCAUUAUUGCUACUCCACCAUGGUCUCGUAUUGAAAACUUGUUUGCUUUUUUAACUAAAAGUUUGAGUUAUGGACAAGAUCAGAUACUGCGGGAGUUUGCAGUUGUCUUACUUUCGAAUAUCUCUGAAACAGACACGGUUGCAGCUAGAACAAUUGCAGAGCAAAGCUGUUGUAUAGCCUACCUAAUUGCAUUCAUAGAAGAAGCUGAAGCUAACGCUUUCCAAAUAGCUAGUUCUCAGGGUACAAAAAAACUGAGAGAUAAACCAGAACUUAUGGGUACAACUCCUGGGAUGGUACAAAGGGCAGCUAAUACAUUAAAAAAUCUAGCAUUAGUUCCUGAGAAUCGAGUGCUGUUUAUGAGGUAUCAACCCCAACUUCUUUCUCUUGUUAUGUCGCAAGUUAUGGACCAGGAACUGUCUGCAAUCAUUGCAGAUGUGUUGUUUUAUUGUUCUGAUGAUGUAAUGGGAGACAUUUCCAGUCAUCUUCCGAUCUCUUAGCAAUUGCAAGCAAGAGUAUUGUCACUGAACUAAGUCAUUGUUUAAUAAGCUGUAAUACCUGUUGCUCACAAAAGCAGAGAAAUAUCACAGUGGUGCUACUUAAGCAGCUGAUAUUUUCAUCUGCAUUAUUAGGUAAUGUUAUUAAAAGUAAUAUGCUACAUACUUUGGGGCUUCACUCUUUUUGUGUCUCUGUGAAAUGAUUGUUGCCUGUUAGAAAAAAAAAUUUGUGUGAAAUAUUUACUGUACAUGUAUUGCGGCUGGGAUUAAUCUUUUAGUGUAUAUGUCUAUCAUCUCUAGGUUACACCUAUAGCCUCAUUAUGAAUAGUAUAUGUCUGAAUGUUAAGGAGAAUAAAAUAUGUAGUGCAAAAGUAUUUUAGAAAUAUAAUGUAUUUUCUUAAUGAUAAUAUUUAUCUUGUUUUAAAAUUCCAAAGUUUUUGGUUCUCUUAUGUGUCUUUGAUUCUUUAAAAUAUUAUUUUUGUUUUAACAUUUAUGAAAAUUUUACUCAUAAUCUGAUUUAAUAUCCAAGUUUUCAUUGCUUAUUUAUUUUUCAUGAAAUUUUAUUUGUUCUGUGAUUUUUGAAGUCCAUUUCUAAAGUACGUAUAUAUGCAUUUUUCAAUUCUUUGCUUAUGUAACCCAUUAGAAAACUUUAUGUAAUAUACUCAUACUUGUCUCUAUCUUCACAAAAAGUGCUUGUGUUUUUAACGAAGUGAAGCCCCAUUGUUGCACGUUAUAUUUAAAUAAAAUUGAUAAUAAGACAAAAAAGCACAUAUUAAGAGAAAAUAGGUAUAAAUCCAGCCGGUCGAUAUGGAUUUGGUGUAAAUCCGUCUGUUAUAUAUGUUCUGUCCAUCUGUGUAUUUAAUUAAGGCCCAAGGCCUAUUUUUAUGAGGUUUUCUUUUAUAUAUUUUAUAAUAUGUGUAUAUGAGGAGAGAUGGUAAGACAUUCAAAAUUGUAUAUGUUAAGUGUUAUGAAUAUAUGUUGAUAGCCGUUUGUUAGUCAUUGUUUUUUAAAACCUGACAUGUUCCUACAAAAUUUUAAAUACUCAUUGAAUGUAUUUCUUUGUUAAAUUUGCAUAAAAUCAGUUGAUUGCAGAGGAAUUUGUGUUAUUGUUUUUUAUUUGCCAAGAUAUCACUUAUAUUUCAUGUUUUAAUUUUAUUUCUGUGAUCUUAUUAUUUUGAAAAACUGUUUAAGAUAAGUUGUAUUAUUUUCGAUUCCUUCUAAAUAAUAGUGUUUUUAAUAUUAAACGAACAUUUUUUUGUAGUAAUGCAUGCUAAAACAGUAAAGUAGGAUAUGAUCAUUACAUCUGUGAAUACCAAAGUAAAAUAGAAUACAAUUUAGCACAUCCAAAUUUUCAAAAAAAUUUGUGGAACAGUUUUCUUUGUCUAACUGUUUAAUUCAUAAAGACAAUAAAGUAAAUGUUUCUGUUUUGUUUGUAUAUAAUAAACAUCAUUUAUAGUUAACUGAAUUUUGAUAAAUUAGCUAGUAAGAUUAUUUUUAUUGCUGAACCAUUCAAUUGACAUAUGUUAAUUAUUCCUUCGUUACAAAUAUGCUGCACAUUCUAUUCCAGAGCUUAUGAAAUCUAUUUAUUUGCGUGAUUUGAUUGUUUGUAUUGUUAAUCAAGUCUGUAGGUACUUUGCUUUUGAAUAAAAAGAAGUGCGAAAAUGGCCAUCUUUUCUACUAAGUAACAUUAUUAUAGUUUGAUGUUCAACUAUAAUAACUAACUCCAGACAUAACUAAUGUAGAAAUAUCAUUUUCUUUGGAUGAUUAAAAUUGUAUAUCCUUCUGUAAACUGUUAACUUUGUUCAUGAUUAAAAGGCUGGCUUGUUAUAUUUAAAUCUCUCAUAUGCCAUUUUUAAAUAAUUGUUUGCAUAAUAAUUUAAUUCUAUUGUCGUUAUUUUGGCAUUUGUCUUUCCAUCUCUAUUCAUGAUAUGUGUUAUUGUGUAUGUCGAGUGAUGCUACACCUCAAUGAGGGUGAAAAAAAAAAGAUAUCUACAUUUGUGCAAACUACCCAGUGCAAAUUACCUUUUGUAAGUGAUAAAAAGAUGUAAACUUAUCUAAGACUUCAGGGGCUCUUUUUAGCUUAUAAAUUUGACAACACUUUGUAAUUUAUGUAAAGAGUUAUUUUGUGUAAAUAUUAGAGGUUUUAAACUACUGUCUAUAAGAGAGUGGUUUUAUUCAUCUUAUCUGGACAAAAAUUUAAAAGUUUUAUUCUACAAAUGAAUGGCUUGUGUAGAAAAUAUGAACCUUAUUCAAUGAUGUGUCUAUUAAUGGAUGAAGUCCACCAUUAUGACUGUGAGGCCAUUGCUGAAUACUCAAGCUAUUUUGCAAUCUGGGUUCCAUAUUGCUGUAUAAUACUCUGUUUUUCAUAUGUAGGAAAAUUUUUUAUUGUUGUGAUUAGUAAAUAUUGAUGAACAUUA